Didymosphaeria variabile is the source of this 945-nucleotide messenger RNA. RefSeq lists its product as uncharacterized. NCBI's taxonomy places the organism in Eukaryota, Fungi, Ascomycota, Dothideomycetes, Pleosporales, Didymosphaeriaceae. Bases 1 to 945 code for a protein of 314 amino acids. The record is from RefSeq and is a predicted model, not a curated record. The transcript is spliced from 2 exons. Gene Ontology annotation, biological process: copper ion homeostasis. Gene Ontology annotation, molecular function: ATP hydrolysis activity; ATP binding; copper ion binding. Gene Ontology annotation, cellular component: membrane.
AUGGUGGUACUCAUCGCCAGUGGCGUCGCGGCCCGUUCGGGCAUCAUCUUCAGAGAUCCGCAGAAGCUAGAGACUGCUCGUAGUGUUACCGAUGUCGUCUUCGACAAGACUGGCACACUGACAGAUGACCAAGGUAUGCACGAUUACGCGCUCCCGGUACUCAUGACCCUCAUCCAGACAUUCCCUGGAGAUGGCAUACUAGGCAGAACAAGGGACUUCGGAGAUGGUAUUCACCUUGUACGAGCUGGCAACCCGGCCUGGCUCGGUAUCGACCGACUUACAAUGCGGCAUAACCCUGAGGAACGCGACCAUACCAUCCUUUGCCUUACUGUCGAUGGCGUCCGCAAAGCGGACCUCUUCCUUAGAUCGAACAUCCGUAGCAGCGCUAAAGCCACCAUCGAAAACCUUCAUAGGCGCGGUAUUCGCGUCCACAUGAUCACCGGAGACCACGAAGGCGCUGCCGCCGGCGUUGCUGAAGCGCUUUCCAUCCCAACCUCCCUAGUCGAAGCUCGGCUCAAGCCUGCAGACAAGAAGGAGUACGUCAACGCCCUCCAAGCUGACGAUAAAACCGUCAUGUUUGUCGGCGACGGCACCAAUGACGCCGUCGCCCUCAAAGCCUCCGCCAUCGGCGUGCAUCUCAACCGGGGCUCUGACGUGGCCAAAUCCGCCGCUGACAUCGUGCUCAUGAAUCCGCACCUGCUGGACGUCUGCGUGCUGCUCGACAUCUCACGGGCCGCGUACCGCCGCAUUAUACUCAACUUCGUGUGGAGCUUUGUGUAUAAUAGUAUGGCGGUGCUGUUGGCGGCGGGCGCCUUUAGGGUGUGGAGGAUUGAGCCUAAGUACGCGGGGUUGGGGGAGCUGGUGAGUGUUUUACCAGUCGUUGGUGUGGCGUUUUCCAUGAGGUGCCGGGGGUAUGGGAGGAAAUACAAAGGGAAGGUUGAGUAA